Molecule: messenger RNA, 540 nt
Organism: Psylliodes chrysocephalus
Lineage: Eukaryota; Metazoa; Arthropoda; Insecta; Coleoptera; Chrysomelidae
Source: the annotation of a GenBank genome assembly
AUGUGUUCAAGAAAAUGGGAAACCCAUCAUAAUACAAUAAUGCCAAAUAGUGAAGUAAAAAAUCAUUUCGGAAUUAAAGAAACUAAUUUUGAAGGAGAUGACGCCACCAAUGAUGUCGAAAUUGCUGAAGAGAAGUCUUCAUCCUUAACAACUUGGGACACAAAAGCAAUACUACAUUUAAUAGAAUUCUAUAAAAUUAAUGAGAAAUUAUUUAAAAGUUCUUCUGUUAAAAGACAGAAAGUGUGGAAUAUCGUAUCGGAGGGAAUGAAAAAAGAGGGAUAUGUCUAUACAAAAAAUAUUAAAAAUACACAGCCACCUAUAGAAAAUGAUGAGGAACCAACAGAAAAGAGAACAAAAGUCGAAAAAAAAAAGGAAUCACGGACUGAAAAAGGGCAAAAUAAAAUAAUGGAUUUCCUGCAAACAAGAGAAGAAAAAAAGGAUGAAGAGCGUGAAAGGCGCCAUCGUGAAAAAAUAAAAGAAGUUAAGGAGACGCGAAAAGCUUAUACUGAAGUGAUGCAGAAACUCAUAGAAAAGUUGUAA